Messenger RNA from Arabis nemorensis, 819 nucleotides. NCBI's taxonomy places the organism in Eukaryota, Viridiplantae, Streptophyta, Magnoliopsida, Brassicales, Brassicaceae. The record is from the annotation of a GenBank genome assembly.
AUGAAAGAGAUUAAAAACGUGACAUAUCGUGGUCGUCCGCCAAGAAUACUAACUCUGCAGCUAAGGGACCUUAUGGGUAUCAAUGUCACUCUAUGGGAACAAUUUGCAGAUCAUAUAUUUUCAUAUGCUAAGAGUUCCCCAUCUGGCCUUAUCAUCUUACUUGGUAGUAUGAUGAAGAUUCAUGGAGACAUCUCAAUUCAAAGUUCAAUGUUUGCUACAAAACUCUUCAUUGAUCCUGUAGUUAAAGAGAUUUCUGAAUUUAAAACAAAGUUCAAAUUGCAAGUUAGAGUAGUUGACCAUACUGGUACUGCAUCAUUCCUCUUAUUCGACAAUACUUUGCAGAAACUUAUUCAAAAGUCUGUUAAUGACUUGCUGGAUGAACAACUUGAGUUCACUCGCUCGGGUCAUUUUUCUCAAGAGCUACUUGAUUUGGAAGGUCGUAACUUUGUUUUCAAAGUUAAACACACAGACACAACUAUCUACAAAGGAUGUGCAUAUAACGUGGUCAAGCUAACUGACGAUCGUGACACUGUACAAAAGUUUGAACAAAGUUGUUCUACACUGACUUGUAGUGAUUCUGAGCUAACCCAUGGACCAAUUAUUUCAGCUAGGGCUAUAGAACAGAUUGACACUACUUCUUAUCAAAGCGACACCAAAGACUCGAGUCGCAACUCAAAUGUUCAACAAUCAAACACUGCCGGUGAAGAGUCGAACAAUGAGGGAAUACACACAUCUGAGUUUCAAACCUCCACUCCAAGCAACAAACAGACUAUUAAUUUAGCUGAUGAUGAGGAGUUCGAUCAAUCAUCUACAAAAUAA